CCAACCUCGGUUUUCAAAGGCUCAAACCCUCGCUGCAAUUACCAAACCAGAAACGAAACCAUUUACGCAAAACAUUACCCAAAUGAGACCACCGUUCGGCUACAUCCCACGUCUAUACGCGCCUCUCCGACUCUCAACCCGCCAAUCAUUCGGACCAUCACCCGCGCUGACCGCCGCCGCCAUCGCCACCGCGACAGCGUCGACGAGGAGGUUGACGUUCAAAAGCAGGAUGAGCACAUCAUCGGGCCCUCAGUCUACGACAAUGUGGUCGGCUGCAGGAAAAGGUGAGGGUGAAGAAGAGAGGAACCUGAACGGCGGCGGUGGUACCGGUAGCCACCGAGAGCACCACCCCACGGAAAGCACGUCACCGGCCCCUAAAAAAACGACAUCAAACGCCCCCGCGGAGGCCAGUCCCAACACCAGUGGCGCCGACUCUAGCCAGCGCCAGCCUCACUCCCAGGGCGACGAUCAGGGCCUCGCUGGUGCUCAGCGGCGGGAUGGACCCCUGGCUUUGCCGCCGCUGCCCGAGGGCUACGAGACGUCUUUUACUGCUGGCGGGAACUCCGCGGGAGGAGGAGUGGGAGGAGGAGACAACAACAAGGGCGUCAGCAGCAGCAGCAGCAGCAGCGGAAGCAACACCAUCACGCUCGACAUGAGCGGCGGCGACGCCUCGACCAAGCUGGACCACCUCGGCCCCCUGGUCGUCAACCAGGACGGCACCAUGUCGCGAAUCAGCAACUGGGGCGAGAUGACGGAAAUUGAGAGGCGCAACACGGUGAGGAUCUUGGGUAAGAGGAACCAGCUUCGACUUGCUACGCUCAGGGGGGAGAAGGAGAAGAACGGGGCCGAGGCUGGAAAGUGAGGAUUGAGAAGAGAGACAGAAAAAAAAACUCACCUUAGAGACACUCCCCCCUUUCUUCCUGUCUCUUCUUCACCCACGACUGUCGCGAAGUACCUCUCGGUGAGACUCAUCUCAUUCGGAGAGACUCGUGAGAAGAGCCUGGAAAGAGUUUGUCAAAGAUAUUGUAUGAUUAAGUGGAUGUGCUAUGGUAGUUCCCAAUAGCAAGAGGAUCCCCAUGUCUCCCCCGAC
This is a messenger RNA of Colletotrichum scovillei, 1090 nucleotides long. RefSeq lists its product as uncharacterized. NCBI's taxonomy places the organism in Eukaryota, Fungi, Ascomycota, Sordariomycetes, Glomerellales, Glomerellaceae. The record is from RefSeq and is a predicted model, not a curated record. The transcript has a single exon. The coding region runs from base 83 to 862 and encodes 259 amino acids.